Pelobates fuscus (common spadefoot toad) is the source of this 947-nucleotide messenger RNA. Its product is annotated as olfactory receptor 10A7-like. Lineage: Eukaryota; Metazoa; Chordata; Amphibia; Anura; Pelobatidae. Bases 57 to 947 code for a protein of 296 amino acids. The transcript is spliced from 3 exons. The record is from RefSeq and is a predicted model, not a curated record. Gene Ontology annotation, molecular function: G protein-coupled receptor activity; olfactory receptor activity. Gene Ontology annotation, biological process: G protein-coupled receptor signaling pathway. Gene Ontology annotation, cellular component: membrane.
AAUCUUUAGAUAAUGACAAGUCCAUGUUGGUACUAUAGAAAAACCCCAAUGAAGAAAUGGAUCGGGGAAAUCGAAGUACAGUGACAGAAUUCAUUCUUCUUGGACUCACCAAUGACCCCAAUAUACAGAUUUUAUUAUCCUUCUUCUUAAUAGUAAUCUACACAUCAGCAUUCACUGCAAAUAGUCUUCUCAUUCUGGCUGUGAGCUUUGAUCACCGUUUGCAUAACCCAAUGUACUUCUUUAUCAUUAAUCUCUCCUUCCUUAAUCUUUUCAGUCCUUCAAUAACUAUUCCAAAGAUGCUUGAACAUUCCUUAUCUGGGAAGAAAAGUAUAUCACUGGCAGGCUGCACUUCGCAGAUUUUUUUCUAUCUUCUCCUAGGACAAAGUGAAUGCAAUCUUCUGGUUCUCAUGGCAUAUGAUCGCUUUGUUGCUAUUUGUAAACCACUACGCUAUAACAUGAUUAUGGACCGGUCAACUUGCGCAUGGAUGAUCACUGUUAUAUGGACUGUGAGCUCUGUGAUCUUAACAUUUUGUAACCCAAAUAUAAUUAACCAUUUCAUUUGUGAGAUUCCUUCACUGCUGCCAUUGUCCUGCAGCGAUACCUCUGUCCUUGAUAGCAUGAGAUUUGGAGGGGGCAUUGUGUUCCUUCUUUUUCCACUCGCCCUCAUCCUUUUCUCUUACUUUAGAAUUAUUAUAUCGAUUACAAGAAUCCACUCUGGAAGAUACAAAGCAUUUUCAACUUGUUCUUCACACCUUAUUGUUGUCACUCUGUUCUAUGGGACGGCCAUGGUCCUCUACUUGCGACCACGACUUCCUGUUUCUGAUAACACAGACAAAUUAACCUCUGUAUUUUAUGUUAUAUUCACACCAGUGUUAAACCCUUUAAUUUACAGCCUAAGAAAUAAAGACGUUUUAAGAGCCAUGAGAAGAUUAGUAAGUUUGCUUUAA